AUGAGGGAGGUUGUACCUCAGCAGGGGAAGCCUUCAUCAGGCUGGCCCUCAGCCCUGCCUGAGCCAGGUAGCCCCACGGCCUCAGUGGGAAGGGUCCCCCUCGGGCACGGGCUACUUGGGCUGACGUGCCAGACCACCAGCUAUGGCUCAGGCCUUUGGCUCACCCUUCUGUUCGAGAGCAGCCUGGAUCGACCUUCUGGGGACAUUUCCAACCUAGACCCCAUGGAGGCCAAUCGGAAGGAGAAUAUUCCACCCUGGCCAGGAGGCCCCCUGAAAUCAGACCGACAGCUGGUUCCGAAGAACGUGAACAUCGGCCUCUCUGUGGGCAGCGGGCGAGCUACCAUGGCGGGGUCUCGCUCUCCCAUCAAAACUCAGAGGCAGAGUCCAGCCGCUCCUCCAGGCCAAGGCCUGCAGCUGGAAGGGCCUGUAGCCAGCAGCCAGGAGGCGAGGUACCUCUCCUCUGGGGUUCAGACCAACCUGGCUCCUGUGGGCCAGUCCCUGCCCAGGGCCGCCGGCCUGGUGAGUAACUCUUGCUUUGAGCAGCAGAGCAACCUGUGGCUCCAAGCCCGGAGGCCCAGGGCAUCUGGGAAGUGGACAGGGCUUUCCUCCCAGCAAAGCAACGUGGAGCUGAGCAGAGCAGACCCAGAGAGGAGAGGGGGAGCCAGGAGCCCCCACCUAAAGGAGCCGGCCUGGAGCCUGGGGGGCUGCUCGUGGGAGCUCUUGUGGUCCGGACAUUCUGGAGGCGUCCCCUGGCCCUCCGGGUCAGACAGCCAGACCCACAGGCUCCCGUUGCUGAGGGACCGACCAUCAUCUUCCUUCCCCGGCCCUGGGAGCACCGUACACAUCUCACCAAAAGCCACAAAAGCCUGGGGGUCCAAGCGGAGCCCUUCCCCUCCAUCUGGCCAUCAGGGUUGUCUUGUCCAGCCCAGCACAAGUUACCUGGGUUACUGGGCCCCAAACUCCACCGAGCAAACCCUCCCCUUGGAGGACCUGACCCUCUCAGGCCAGUGCCGGCAAUCAUCUCAGCCUCCGGUCUUGGAGCCCAGAGCUGAGUUUUUCCCAGACUCGGCCCACCUGCGCUUGUCCAUGAGGAGCCUCCGAUGGCCAUCAGAGGAGCUCCUCCUCAGAGCCCCCCAGGAGCACUCCAGACCCUGGCCCUGCUCCAGCUGGGCCAUUUCUCCAGGGGCCUCACUAACCUCGACUCUAGGGCACCCCAGCCCCCUAACCCAUGCUUGUGGGACUGUGCCUCCAGAAGCUACCCCUCGCCUGGCACCUGGGCACCCCAGUCCCUGCAGGGCUGUGCCUCCAGAGGCUACUCCUUACCUAACACCUGGGCACCACAGCCCCCUUACCCACCCUGGUGGGACUGAGCCUCCAGAGGCUACCCCUCACCUGCCACCUGGGCACCCCAAUCCCUGCAGGGCUGUGCCUCCAGAAACCAUCCCUCACCUGGCACGAGGGUAUCCCAGCCCCCUUAGCCAUCCUUGCAGGGCUGUGUCUCCAGAGGCUAGCCCUUACCUAACAUCCGGGCACCCCAACCCCCUUACCUGCCCCUGCAGGGCUGUGUCUCCAGAGACUGCCCCUUACUUAACACCAGGGCACCCCAGCCCCCUCACUCUCUCCCACAGCGCUGCAAGUCCAGAGGUUCUCCAGAAUCUGACAAUGGGGUACCCCAGUCCCCAUAUUUUUUCUGACAAGACCUUAACUCCAGAGGCAUCCCCCAAACUGGCACCAGGAUACUCCAGCAGGACUAAGGCUCCAGAGGCCUCCCCCAGCCCGACGUCGGAGUCUCCUACCCUCCUCCCUCUCUCUUACCAAGGCUCCCGAGUAGACAGGGGACAGCGACUGACAGACACUCAGCUGGAGGGACAUUUGUGGCAAAUCUGGCAUCGCUGGUGUCCCCAGGGCACAAAUACCCCUCUCCCGGGCCAGGCGGAAGGGACUGCUCCUGCCCACUGGAAAAGUCCAAGAGAAGGAGCCUUCUCAGGCCCUGAGGGUAGUUCCGGGCCAAGCCUCCUGCAGAGUGCCAUUCCUGGUCCCUGCCCCCCUGGGGGGGAAGGCAGACUGGGCCCGAGGACCUGUCUUUCAGCCUCCCCUUCUAUUGGGGCGCAUCCAGCCCAGCAGCAGAUGGAAAAGGCUCUUUGGCCCAGGGAACGGGAAGGUCCCUGGAUGGAACGGGGCCUUGCUGAGAGCCAUAGGGCAAGAAGCCGGGACAGGAGGGAGCAACACCUGGCAGUCGGGGGCCCACAGCAAAAGCUGGGGCUAGAGAAGAAGUCAUCCAUAUCUUUACUCUCGGAGACCAGGGAAUCAAGGGCCCUGCUCAGCUGCUGCUUCAAAGCCUGGCACUGCCACCUGCUGAGACAGCGGGCUGCGGCCAGGGCGCUGAGGAGGAGACAUCUGCUGCGGAAGGGCCUCCGCGCCAUGCGCUGGGCCUUAUGGCUCCGGGAAGCCCAGAUGGAGUUCAUGAAGAGGAAGCGGAGGCGGACUGUGCUGGCCGGGAGCUUCCGAAAGUGGAAAGACCUGUAUAUGAACAGGAGAAAAAGGAAGCUGCUGACUCAGUGCAGGACAGCUACUCCUGAGAAAGACUUUCUCCUCUUCUUGGAAAGCCCACGGGAAAGAUCCUUUGUCACUCUAGGGAUGGUUUGUGGAAAUGAGGGAGCACCAAAGAAUCAGCUCCAUCCCAGGUGGAAAACAGGCAGCCAGGACCCCAGGGCUCCGGCCACUCCAGACCUCCAGUGGCUGGCUGGAAUGAAUUUAAAAGCUGGAAGAGAAACAGGUGGUCUUCUGGGUGGUCAAUUAGUGUUCUUUCUCUCUGCUGGGACAGGUCCCAUAUCUGUUCUUAAUUUGAAAUAUUGCCUGUCUGGGCCCUGGGUCAGAAAACUGUCCCAAACCCCCUGCCCGUCGUCCGGGGCCAGGGCCGAAGAGGCCUGCCAGAAACUGAAGCUGCACCGGGUGGUCCUGCUGUGGUCCCGGAGGCUGGCCCAGCACCGGCAGGCAGACUCUUUCUCCCAGAAAAGGAGGCUGCGGAUUCUUCAGAACGCCCUGCAGCAGUGGCGGUGGAAGGCCCAGGCAGCAGGGUCAUGCCCUGCCAGCUCCACUGACUGCCCCCUGGAGCCCUUUGCUGGCUCUCAGGACUCGGAGGAGCAGCCCCCCUCCUCAGGAUGCUCCGGCAGUGCUCCAAGUGCCCCCAGAAGCUCAUCAGAGGGGGUCCACAGCCCGACUGAUUGCAGCAGCUCCUUCCUGAGCCCAGCAGGGGAUGAGGUGCUGCCCCUGCGCUUGAGGUCACUUUCUUUGGAGGCCCCGGACUCCUGGAGGAUCUCCUUCCCUCUUGAGCAAAUGUGGCCCCAGCUCUGUAACCAGCAGGAUCCUGGACCCAGGAGACAGCUGUUGGCCCGCCUUCCUCCAGGAGAAGAAACGGGCCCCCUGGGAAAAGCUGUUCAGGUUCCCAGAGACCCCAGCCACUUGGAUGCCCCCCAGCAAGAGAUAAGGUGGCAGCAGGGGGCUCAAGAAGCCCCAGAACCCAAGCCGCAUUGGCAGGUCACACUCCAGAUCUGGGUUGUCCAGCCCCUUAGAGGCUGUGGGCUGAGGUCCCUGGAAGUCACUGCUGACGAUUCAGUUGUCCCCAAGGCCUGCCCAGCUCGCUGGCUUGCUGCAGCUCAGGGCCUUGCUACUGGCUUCGGUCAGGACUUGGGGCCACAUUGUUGCCUUGCUGGGGGGCAGCUUGCUGCUGCCUUGCCCUGGGCUGCGAUCAGCAGCUGGAACCUACAGGCAGCAGCCUGGUGGGAGCUGGUCUGCCAGCAGUAAGUGUGGGUACCGGCCAAACCUCCCACCAGAGUGAGCCUGGGCUUAGCCCUUGGGCCCCGUGAGGAGAGCUUUGACUUCUCCAAGGAGUCUGCAAAAAAGUGGGUGAUGGGUAGGGGUGGAAUGGGACUUGGGAGAUCCUCAGACAAACAGAAGAGCAAAGCUUCCCCCACUUUGAAGCCAGCCCCCCUCUCAGAAUUCCUUCGGCUCCUGCCUUCAAGUGAGGGUCACUGGACCCCGGGAACAAGAUACCAUGACCCCGGGGUCUCCCAUUCCAGGAAAUCCAGGUCUCGCUUAUUCCUGGAGGGAGUCCUGGGCAGGAUUCCUGCCCUCCCACAUGGAGGAUUCUUUCCUCCGGGUCAGCAGUCCCUACAGGAGCUGGGUCCCCAGUGGGUUCAACAUAAGACCCACAUCCUACAGAGGACGGCAUCUGGGGGAUGGCCUCUCCAGGCGUCCAGGCAGACAAGGGCCAUCUCCUGCCGGGAAAUCCAUUUCCAAGCCUGGCGUCAUUUAGUAUUGACCACUCUAAACUUCUGGGUCAGGUUAUGGACCCUUUGAGCCAUCCAGAGGAGGAUCCUCACUGACCCAGUUGAGUUGACCGACCCUCAGGGACAGGACUGGAGGACAGCUGGGAAUCAGAUCCCCCGCUCCAGGCAGCAGGGUCUCCUGAGCUCUCCCUGGGCCCACCAGGAUGCAGCACUGCCCACAGGGAUGCCGAGGCAUCAGCUGACCAAGGACAAGGAGGGCACCUUUGUGGGCACCAGACCCAGUGUCCUGCACCCCCAGAGACUGGCCUUCAGAGGAAACCACGUCCUGGGUGCAGAUCCCGACACUCAACGCCAGCAGGCCGGCAACUACUGGACGAGGGCCACAGCCUUGGCUCCAGACAAGAGGAAAUCCCACAGCCACAUUGGACAGAGGAAGAUGUUAGCAAUUCUGGGUGGCCCAAAGCAGAACUUUCUGCUGCCUUCUUUCCCGUGUUUGCCUCUCCACUGUAGACGGACCAGCCAGGAGAAGCUGGGGAAGGCUCCUAGAGAACCAGCAGGCAGCGCCCGGUCGGUCCGGAUCCCCAGGAGCAGAGGACGCCCGAGAGCAGUGGUGCUGGAGGAAACAUGGCUAGAGAGAAAGUACCUCCAGAGGUGGAGACACAAGGUAUUGCUUCAAAGGUUCCAUGGCCAGCAAAGGAGGAGGAGGCUGGCGGAAGUCUGGCAAUGCUGGAUAGGAGCUCAGGGAUCAGAGCAGCUGGCUCGGACAUUGGUUAGGCAGCGGCGGCUGGAAUGGGGCUGGAGGAUGUGGCGCAGGCGGUGGCUGCAGCUUCAGGCGGCUCUGUGUUUGCGAGAAGACCACAGAGUCCUCUCUCAGGCCUUUGGAAGAUGGUACCAGCGCUGGGCAGCCCGGGUGCCCGGGAAAGGGAGCACGGGCCAGGGAUCAGGGGCCAGCGUCGUAUCCCAUUAGUCACAGCCCGUAGGAGUGGGGGG
Messenger RNA from Sarcophilus harrisii (Tasmanian devil), 5279 nucleotides. RefSeq names its product chromosome 3 C1orf167 homolog (gene C3H1orf167). Lineage: Eukaryota; Metazoa; Chordata; Mammalia; Dasyuromorphia; Dasyuridae. The record is from RefSeq and is a predicted model, not a curated record.